AUGGCUUCGCUCGUGAAGAAGAUCAUCACCUCUGCGAAGGCUCCUGCUGCACUGGGCCCCUACAGCCAAGCAGUGCUGGUAGACCGGACGAUGUACAUUGCGGGACAGAUAGGCAUAGAACCUUCCACCGGGCAGCUUGUCUCCGGAGGGGCAAAGGAAGAAGCUAAGCAGGCUCUGAAAAACAUGGGAGAAAUCCUGAAAGCUGCAGGCUGUGACUAUGGCAACGUUGUGAAGACUACAGUUUUGAUGGCAGACAUGAAGGACUUCAAUGAUAUUAAUGAUAUUUACAAACAAU
Molecule: messenger RNA, 295 nt
Organism: Eurypyga helias (sunbittern)
Lineage: Eukaryota; Metazoa; Chordata; Aves; Eurypygiformes; Eurypygidae
Gene: RIDA
Product: heat-responsive protein 12
Exons: 4
Cellular component (GO): cytosol
Molecular function (GO): deaminase activity
Source: RefSeq, a predicted model, not a curated record